CAGCCCAGAGGCCGGGGUUCACGCCCCGCUGCCGGCGCAGGGAACUACAUUUCCCAGGGCACCCCGAGCUGCUCCUUUGAGGCUUCUUGGCAGGACAGCAAGCAAGACCUAGCGUGCCGACGGGCCGGAGGGCGAUCCUGGGGAGGGGAAAGAUGCCGUCGGCAGUGGGCAGAGGCCUGACAGGUUUUGAGCUACGUCCUCGGAAGGGCCGCUGUGGGCCCCAGGCUACUACAGCCGCGGGUCCGGAGGGGGCCGCCGAGGCUGCAGCGAGGAGCCCCAAACAGCCUGCUGGGGGCUCGCGGUGCUUCGAGGCGGCCUGCUGGUGGGCCCUGCUGGCCCUGGUGACGCUGCUGUCCUUCGCCACCCGCUUCCACCGCCUUGACCAGCCUCCGCACGUAUGUUGGGAUGAGACUCACUUUGGAAAAAUGGGAAGUUACUAUAUCAACCGCACCUUCUUCUUUGACGUGCACCCACCGCUGGGGAAGAUGCUGAUAGGCCUCGCCGGCUACCUGAGUGGAUACGAUGGCACCUUUAUGUUCCAGAAGCCUGGGGACAAGUACGAGCAUCACAGCUACGUGGGAAUGAGAGGAUUCUGCGCCUUCCUCGGCUCCUUGCUGGUCCCCCUCGCCUACCUCACUGUGCUGGAGCUGUCGCAGUCCCUGCCAGCCGCACUGCUUGUGGCUGCGCUGCUCACCUUCGACACAGGAUGCCUCACACUGUCCCAGUACAUCCUCCUUGACCCCAUCUUGAUGUUCUUCAUCAUGGCUGCCAUGCUGAGCAUGGUCAAGUACAACUCCUGUGCUGCCAGGCCCUUCUCUGCCCCCUGGUGGUUCUGGCUCAGCCUGACUGGCAUUAAUCUGGCUGGUGCUUUAGGGGUCAAGUUUGUCGGCCUCUUUAUCAUCCUGCAAGUGGGGUGGAACACCGCAGCAGACCUCUGGCACCUGUUUGGAGACCUCAGUCUUUCACUGGUGACUGUGGGGAAGCACCUGGCAGCCCGCACCCUGUGCCUCGUCGUGCUGCCACUGGCUCUCUACACGGCCGUGUACGCCGCUCACUUCCUGGUGCUGAGCAAGAGCGGUCCCGGCGACGGCUUCUUCAGCUCUGCCUUCCAGGCCCGGCUUUCAGGAAACAGCCUUCACAACGCUUCCAUCCCCGAGUACCUGGCCUACGGCUCCGUGAUCACCGUGAAGAACCUGCAGAUGGCCAUCGGCUACCUCCACUCCCACAGGCACCUGUAUCCUGAGGGUGUUGGCGCCCGGCAGCAGCAGGUCACCACCUAUUUGCACAAGGACUACAACAACCUGUGGAUUGUCAAGAAACAUAAUAUAAACUCAGAUCACCUAGACCCUUCGUUCCCAGUGGAGUUUGUACGACACGGAGACGUCAUUCGACUGGAGCAUAAAGAGACUUCUCGGAACUUGCACAGUCACUAUCAUGAGGCCCCCCUGACCCGGAAGCACUACCAAGUCACUGGCUAUGGCAUAAACGGGACGGGGGACUCAAAUGAUUUCUGGCGGAUCGAGGUUAUAAACAGAAAACACGGAAACCGGGUCAAAGUGCUGAGAAGUCGCAUUCGCUUCAUUCACGCGGUCACAGGUUGUGUCCUGGGCUCCUCGGGAAAGGUUCUGCCCAAGUGGGGCUGGGAGCAGGUGGAAGUCACGUGCAACCCGUACCUGAAGGAAACCCUGAGCUCCGUCUGGAACGUGGAGGACCACAUCAAUCCCAGACUGCCCAACAUCAGCCUGGACGUGCUGCAGCCCAGUUUUCCUGAGGUCUUGCUGGAGUCCCACAUGGUGAUGAUUCGGGGGAACAGUGGCCUCAAACCCAAGGACAAUGAGUUCACAUCUAAGCCCUGGCACUGGCCUGUCAACUACCAGGGCCUGCGCUUCUCAGGGGUCAAUGACACGGACUUCCGCGUGUACCUGCUCGGCAACCCGGUGGUGUGGUGGCUGAACCUGGUGAGCCUCGCCCUCUACCUCCUCUCAGGGAGCGUCGUCGCUGUGGCUGUGCAGAGAGGGGCGCGUCUGCCUGUGGAGGUCGAAGGGCUGACCCAGGUGCUGCUGCGAGGAGGCGGUCAGCUGCUUCUUGGCUGGGCGCUCCACUAUUUCCCGUUCUUCCUGAUGGGCCGGGUCCUCUACUUCCACCACUACUUCCCCGCCAUGCUCUUCUCCAGCAUGCUGACAGCCGUCCUGUGGGACACUCUCCUGCGGCUCUGUGCCUGGAGCCUGGCCCCCUCUCCUCUGGCCGGCAGCAUCCACGGGCUGGGGGUCCUGAGCCUGCUCCUGGGAACGGCCUACAGCUUCUACCUCUUCCACCCUCUGGCUUAUGGGAUGGUGGGCCCCCUCGCCCAGGACCCCCGAAGUCCGAUGGCAGGACUGAGGUGGCUAGAAUCAUGGGACUUUUGAAGCCACUGCAAGGACUCCUGCCUCAGUCCAGGAACUUCCUGGGGGACAGCCAGCUGUGGCACCAGGCCCCGGACCCUCCAGCCUCGGGGGGAGCUGCCGAGGAACCCUGUUGCCUGCUGGGACCACGUUCCAGGAGCAGACCCGGACUUCACCCCGGCACCAGAGGGAGCCGAGGCUCUGCUGCAGGCUGCACCGCUGGCGCUGGCUCAGCCCCGAGGACAGGACCCCUCCGCUCAGGCCCGUUCCGUAGCACAUGCCGCCUAAGAAAGGAUGAGUGUGCAAGCGAGCAGGUGGGAGUGUGAGGGCACAUUCGUCCACACACCUGUGGAGCGUAGACUGUGACUGUGGGCAGCUGAGUGUCACACUAAGAAGUAGUCCAGGGUGACAGUCGUAUUUUCUAGAGUCUUUUUCACACUGGAUUUGGUUUGCAAGGCCCAGCAGCAAUCCUCUGACUUCCAGAGGUCGGCUGAGGGCACCGACCCCACCUUAGACGUCGGCAUGGGAGGGGCAGCUGGGGCAGACAGAGCCGUGCUGCCCUCCUCCACACAAACGAGCAAGUAUGGCUGAGCGCCCCGAGCUGGAGGGUGACCUGUGUGGCUGCCGCCGGGACGUCUGCGUGGCAGCAGGUGGCUGGAUUUCCGGCUGCGGUGUGCACAGGGGACGGGGCUCCCGCACGAGGCAGCCGAGGACCCUCCAGCCCUUGGUUGGCCCUCUUGGCCCUCGGCCCCUCGCCCUGUGAGACUGUCACACGAUGAGAUUGGCAGGAGGAACGGCGUGCUGGGGGCCAGAGGUGGUUUCUCGCUGCCCAUGCUUUCCCUCUGCAUCCGGCGUGGCUGUGACGACAGGACAGAUGUGUCCUCCUGGUGGCUGGGGCGCCCUUGGGCCCCUUGUUGGGCAGCCGAGGCAGAUGUGUGGCAGAGCAGGGGCCUGUGUGGCACCGGUGUCACUCACUCAGUGCUCCCUAUUUUUACUUCUCAAGUCCUCCCCUGCCAAUGCCCCCAUUUACUCCCCUUCAGCCCCCUUCCUGUGUGUCACGGUCUCACCACUCUCUUUCUCCCCGGAGACCCCAAGCACCUAGGAGCACACUAAUGCUUCUUCUCUCUGUCACUCUGAAGUCCAGGCAAGAAGCUCAGAGCUGUUCCUUUCACUCCCUCCCCAAACGAAAGGGAUUAAGAAAACCCUUGGGUCGCAACAGAACCAACCCCAGGCCAGCCCUUCCACCUGCGCCCCCCUCCCAGUGCAUGACGGUGUGUUUAUUUGGUCUCAGAGGACCAGGAUGCUUCGGGGUUAAUGCUGAGUCCCUGCCACACUCCAUCUUCCCUCCUCUGUAGCCCCUACCAACUCUGACAGGGUCAGGGCUCUUUAGAGCAUCGGCAGAGGCGGUUGCCACGGAGACUGGAAACUGAUCCUGGGGACAGGCUGUGCUCCCUACUGGGUGAUGGGGAGGGAAGCUUCUGGUCAUGCGUGGACGUUCAGACCAACCAUCAUUAAUGUUAAUAGAGGAAAUACAGCAAUAUCAAAAGCAAGGCACGUUUGUUAAUUAGAUCUGGGGCCUGGUGACCUCCCUCUCCCAAGGCUGCCGCCCUUUUGACUUCCCCAGCAGGAAGCGCUGCCUCCUGUGUGCUGAGUCUGGACUGCUUGCUUAAUUGCGUUUCUAGAAGCCAAGGAGAGCAGGGAUGGAGAAACCUCUGCUCACCCCUUCCACCCCGGCACUACCCUCCCCUCCUUCCCGGAGGUGGAGUUGGUUUCUUCUGAGCUGGGUCGGGGCAGCCACCUGGUGCCCUCCUGGAGGUAGGUCGCAGGAAUCCGUGCUUGGCCCUGAGCAAAGAACAGUGGUGUGCAGUGACAACCACGAAGUGGCUGGUGUUCCCUUGUGCCUUGUAUUUCCUAAUAGGAACUCUUGGGAAGGGGGGCGUGGCUCUGAAGGAGCCAGAGGGGCAGCCACUCUGAGUGUGGGUGAGGAAGGGGGGAUAUCAGGCAGCUUCCUGCCCAUCUCUCCUGCAAAUGUGGCCACACUGGGGACAAAGGGUUCCUCUGUCUCUUGCACUGCUUUCCGAGGAUGGGAGAAGGACUCUUUCUCCUUGCCCAGACUGGCAGCUACUUCUCUGGGGACAAGGCCCAUGGUUUGAUGCAGCUCUGAGCGCUGAGGUCCUCCUGUUGGAAGAUGCUGGGAAGAGGGGCUGUGAGGGUGGCGCUUUGCCUGCGGCCUCCAGCCCCCCGCCCCCAUCCCAAAUUGGCAGAAACGGACACGUCCCACAGACUUGCCAGCAGAGGAAGAACACAUCUGUUGGUCAGCCCAACCUCCAGCCAGCUUCUUUAUAUUUAAAAAAAAAAAAGUUUCCACGGAUAAUCAGAGGCCAUUUACUUUUGUAAUAAAUAGCUCUUAUUUUGAA
Messenger RNA from Phyllostomus hastatus (greater spear-nosed bat), 4798 nucleotides. It is a transcript of the gene POMT2, whose product is annotated as protein O-mannosyltransferase 2. The record is from RefSeq and is a predicted model, not a curated record. Gene Ontology annotation, cellular component: endoplasmic reticulum; membrane. Gene Ontology annotation, biological process: protein O-linked glycosylation via mannose. The coding region runs from base 153 to 2405 and encodes 750 amino acids. The transcript is spliced from 21 exons. NCBI's taxonomy places the organism in Eukaryota, Metazoa, Chordata, Mammalia, Chiroptera, Phyllostomidae. Gene Ontology annotation, molecular function: dolichyl-phosphate-mannose-protein mannosyltransferase activity.